This is a messenger RNA of Sceloporus undulatus (fence lizard), 2440 nucleotides long. RefSeq names its product translocase of inner mitochondrial membrane 17A (gene TIMM17A). The transcript is spliced from 6 exons. Gene Ontology annotation, biological process: protein import into mitochondrial matrix. Gene Ontology annotation, molecular function: transmembrane protein transporter activity. The record is from RefSeq and is a predicted model, not a curated record. NCBI's taxonomy places the organism in Eukaryota, Metazoa, Chordata, Lepidosauria, Squamata, Phrynosomatidae. The coding region runs from base 489 to 923 and encodes 144 amino acids. Gene Ontology annotation, cellular component: mitochondrial inner membrane; TIM23 mitochondrial import inner membrane translocase complex.
GUAUGUACUGGACUGAGUAAACUUUUUAGCUUGUUCGGCACAUUGCUUCUAUAACAGAUUCAUGUUUACAUAUACAUUAUAAAUAGUGUUACCUUUAGAAAAGAGAGAUACAGGGAUAGAUUUAAUGCAGGAUUAAUCAGAUCAUUGCUGGAAGUUAGGUUACCAUUCUGAACCCAGUUACCUAUGAGUAAAUCCAAUUGAACUCAGUGGGAAUUCGAGGUAGACAUACAUUUCUGCUGUCAAUCAAGUGGGGCAAGCAGACUGGAUGUAAAGAUAAAACUUCAAAUAAUUGCAAAACAGAUUCCUGGACAUACUUAAAAUGAAAUUAUUUGCAUUCAGUCAUAGGAAAGAAAAGAGUCAUGUUAAGAAAUGAAAAGUUAAGAAUUUGUUUACUCUGAUAUUAUGCUUGCAAGACUGGAUACAUUAAAGCGUGUCUUCAUUCUUUCAGCCCAUGGAGAAUAGUGGACGACUGCGGCGGUGCCUUCACAAUGGGAGCUAUUGGUGGUGGCAUCUUUCAAGCAGUGAAAGGAUUCAGAAAUGCCCCAGUGGGUGUCAAUUACCGGUUGCGGGGUAGUUUGACAGCUAUUAAAACCAGAGCACCACAGUUGGGAGGUAGCUUUGCUAUCUGGGGUGGUCUCUUCUCCAUGAUUGACUGUAGUAUGGUGAAAGCAAGAGGAAAAGAAGAUCCUUGGAAUUCCAUCACCAGUGGAGCUCUAACUGGUGCCAUAUUAGCUGCAAGAAAUGGACCAGUUGCCAUGGUUGGGUCAGCAGCCAUGGGAGGAAUUCUUUUGGCUUUAAUUGAAGGAGCAGGUAUCCUAUUAACAAGAUUUGCAUCUGCACAGUUUCCAAAUGGACCUCAGUUUUCAGAAGACCCCUCCCAGUUACAACCCUCUCCAUUUGGAGACUAUAGGCAGUAUCAAUGAUUGUUAGUAUUUUUUUCUGCUCCAUAUUGUACAAGCAAUUUUUCAUCCUUUCAUGGACAAGCAAGACACAAUAUCACUUGAAGACUUUUCAUUGGAUCUAUACACCUCUGUAUUUUUCACAGUGCUUAAGUUAUGAAUCAUAGAACUCAAUAAUUGUAAAGUGGAUAUGAGAUGCCUGAAAAACUCCUUAUUUUUCUUAAGAGGAAAAAGCAAUGUACUGUUACAGAAAGACCUGAAACUGUGGCCUUUACAGUAUAGUGCUGACCACACUGCUGCCAUAAAUUUUAAGGAACAGAACAACCAUGCAUUGCCAAGAGUUGCCUAUCCUGUAUAUCAGAGGACAAUGUGUAGUUGAAGUGGACUGUGUUUUGUUUUAUAUCGGAUGAGUAUAGGGGAUACCAUUGAUGAGAUAUGAGGCUGGAUAUUAAGGAAAAUCAUAACAGUGCUCUAAUGUUAUCACUUGAUGGAUUCUUCUGUUGGCAUAAACUACUGUAGAAGUCCCAACAAAUUAUGAAGGGAGUCUUUCAUCUGUUUAUUUAAAGAUUUGCUUAGGCUUUCUUCCAAGUUGUGCUUUGGUAGAAUGCUGCCCAAUUUAAUGUCUGACCAUUUUGAGUCCUUACAAUUAGGUUUUGUAUAUGAAUUACAUAGUAAUGUAAAGGGAAUUGUGGACAGUGAUAUAGUGUAAUUCACACCUGUAAAAUCUACUGGUUAUAAAUCUGACACAUCUGCAAACAAACAUAUUAACCUCCAUGGCAAUGUUAUGCUAGGCUUUCAGGGCUCUGUUUCUUUAAUUUUGAGGUGUUUGAAGUGAACUUUCCAUUCCUGAAUAUGAAUUAGCAAUGUAUUUAUACUUUUUCAGAUAGUAGUGGAUCCAGAGUGGUGUUGGCUUUAUUUUGUUUUAUUUUUUUGCCCCUGGUGUCAACAUACACUACCUGAAAUGACAGGGGAAAGGGAAAGAUAUAUAUAUAUAUAUAUAUAUAUAUAUUUCAAAACCAGAAGGGCACUUCCAAAAUUGUUAAUACAAAAUUUCAGGAGGCCUUGCACUUUUUAUUUAAAAGUUAAGUUGCUGUUCUCAAGAGAGAGGGGUCAUAUUUUUUUGCCCAGGAAAAGGGAAUCUGAAGCAGUUGACAGCUGCAAAAACAUCCUUGGGUAGGUGGCACUUUGCCCACCUCGUGAUGUGAACGAAGAAUCUAACUUUAUAGAUAGUUACCUGUAUAAUAGUGCAGAAUUGAACUAGCUUGAAUACACAUGCUAGUCCAGGCACUUGGUUAUAGUGUUUUUAAAUUCUUGACUAUCAUUUUCCAUUUGUACAAAGCAUGUAUGUACCGUUUGUUUAUAACCUAUGUGAAUGAAGAGAGAAAUUUAUUUACAAGCUGAGUGGCUGUAUAGGUUUUGGCAAUUUAUUAGGUAUGUGAACCAAAAAAAAGUGGACAUCAUAUUUGCACAAGCCCAUUCAACAAAACAAAAUGUACAUAUUCUGUUUGUGAAGCUAAAAUUAAACUAGAGUCAUCCAGUGA